CAGCCUGGACCCUCUGGCUUGCCAAGCCCCUCCCUCAGAAUCCUUUCUCCGAGGGUCCCCUGGAAGUUUCCAAACUCAAGACCAAUCCUCUCUCCCUUUCUCAUUUCCCUUACACUCAAGGCUGCCUUUGUGGGCUUGGGGAGGGGUCUGCAGACGGAAGGGUCUUCCCCAACAUGAGGGUGGAGGUCCCCUUCCACAAAGCCCAACCCUCCUGCAUGGGAGAAAAUUUGCAUGAAUCCUGGAGAAAGGAGUUGAGGAUUUGUGGGAGUCCAUCCGCCUGUCCAUGUGCCCACCAGGCUGGGUGGGUGAGCGAUGCCAGCUGGAAGACCCCUGCCACUCAGGUCCCUGUGCUGGUCGUGGUGUCUGCCAGAGCUCCGUGGUGGCAGGCACUGCCCGGUUCUCCUGCCGAUGCCCCCGUGGCUUCCGAGGCCCAGACUGCUCCCUGCCGGACCCCUGUCUCAGCAGCCCUUGUGCCCAUGGUGCCCGCUGCUCGGUGGGGUCUGAUGGCCGCUUCAUCUGCUCUUGCCCACCUGGCUACCAGGGCCGCAGCUGCCGAAGUGACAUUGAUGAGUGCCGGGUGGGUGGGCCUUGCCGCCAUGGUGGCACCUGCCUUAACACUCCUGGCUCCUUCCACUGCCAGUGCCCAAAUGGCUACACAGGGCCACUGUGCGAGAACCCCACAGUGCCCUGUGCUCCUUCACCAUGCCGUAAUGGGGGCACCUGUAGGCAGAAUGGCGAUCUCACCUAUGACUGUGCCUGCCUUCCUGGGUUUGAGGGCCAGAACUGUGAAGUGAACGUGGAUGACUGUCCAGGACACCGCUGUCUAAAUGGGGGGACGUGUGUGGAUGGCGUCAACACCUACAACUGCCAGUGCCCUCCUGAGUGGACAGGCCAAUUCUGCACAGAAGAUGUGGAUGAGUGUCAGCUGCAGCCCAAUGCCUGCCACAAUGGGGGCACCUGCUUCAACACCUUGGGAGGCCACAGCUGUGUGUGUGUCAAUGGCUGGACAGGAGAGAGCUGCAGUCAGAACAUUGAUGACUGUGCCACAGCCGUCUGCUUCCAUGGGGCCACCUGCCAUGACCGGGUGGCUUCCUUCUACUGCGCCUGCCCCAUGGGCAAGACUGGCCUUUUGUGUCAUCUGGAUGAUGCCUGUGUUAGCAACCCAUGUCACGAGGAUGCUAUCUGUGACACAAACCCUGUGAAUGGCCGGGCCAUCUGCACCUGUCCACCCGGCUUCACUGGUGGGGCCUGCGAUCAGGAUGUGGAUGAAUGCUCCAUUGGUGCAAAUCCGUGUGAACAUCUAGGUCGGUGUGUGAACACGCAGGGAUCCUUCUUGUGCCAGUGUGGUCGCGGUUACACUGGACCUCGCUGUGAGACCGACGUCAAUGAGUGUCUGUCAGGGCCCUGCCGCAAUCAGGCCACCUGCCUGGACCGCAUUGGCCAGUUCACUUGCAUCUGUAUGGCAGGCUUCACGGGAACCUACUGUGAGGUGGACAUCGAUGAAUGUCAGAGUAGCCCAUGUGUCAACGGUGGUGUCUGCAAAGACAGAGUCAAUGGCUUUAGCUGUGCCUGCCCUUCAGGUUUCAGUGGGUCCACGUGCCAACUGGACGUGGAUGAAUGCGCAAGCACGCCCUGCAGGAAUGGUGCCAAGUGCGUGGACCAGCCUGAUGGCUACGAGUGUCGCUGUGCAGAAGGUUUCGAGGGCACCCUGUGCGAGCACAAUGUGGACGACUGCUCUCCAGACCCAUGCCACCAUGGACGCUGCGUGGAUGGCAUUGCCAGUUUCUCAUGUGCCUGUGCCCCGGGGUACACAGGCACGCGCUGCGAGAGCCAGGUGGACGAAUGUCGCAGCCAGCCUUGCCGCCAUGGGGGCAAAUGCCUAGAUUUGGUGGACAAAUAUCUUUGUCGCUGUCCUCCUGGCACCACAGGUGUGAAUUGCGAAGUCAACAUAGACGAUUGUGCCAGCAACCCCUGCACCUUUGGAGUCUGCCGUGAUGGCAUCAACCGCUAUGAUUGUGUCUGCCAACCUGGCUUCACAGGUCCCCUUUGCAACGUGGAGAUCAAUGAGUGUGCAUCCAACCCAUGUGGCGAGGGAGGCUCCUGCGUAGAUGGGGAAAAUGGCUUCAGCUGCCUCUGUCCACCUGGCUCCUUGCCUCCACUCUGCCUCCCUCCAACCCAUCCCUGUGCCCAUGAGCCCUGCAGUCACGGCAUCUGCCACGAUGCGCCUGGCGGGUUCCGCUGUGUGUGUGAGCCUGGCUGGAGUGGCCCCCGUUGCAGCCAGAGUCUGGCUCGAGAUGCCUGUGAGUCUCAGCCCUGUGGGGCUGGUGGUACCUGCAUCAGCGAUGGAAUGGGCUUCCACUGUACCUGUCCCCCAGGAGUCCAGGGCCGUCAGUGUGAGCUGCUGUCCCCCUGCACCCCAAACCCUUGUGAACAUGGGGGCCGCUGUGAGUCUGCUCCAGGUCAGCUGACUGUCUGCUCCUGCCCCCCAGGCUGGCAAGGCCCACGAUGCCAGCAGGACGUGGACGAGUGUGCUGGCCCCUCCCCCUGCGGCGCCCAUGGUUCCUGUACCAACCUGGCAGGAAGUUUUAGCUGCACCUGUCACGGGGGUUAUACUGGCCCUUCCUGCGAUCAGGACAUCAAUGAUUGUGACCCCAACCCGUGCCUCAAUGGUGGUUCCUGUCAGGACAGUGUGGGCUCCUUUUCCUGCUCUUGCCUUCCUGGCUUCGCUGGCCCACGCUGUGCCCACGAUGUGGAUGAGUGUCUGAGCAACCCCUGUGGCCCUGGCACUUGCACUGACCACGUGGCCUCCUUCACCUGCACCUGCCCACCAGGCUAUGGAGGCUUUCACUGCGAGAAGGACCUACCCAACUGCAGCCCCAGUUCCUGCUUCAAUGGAGGGACCUGCGUGGACGGUGUGAACUCAUUCAGCUGCCUGUGCCGCCCCGGCUACUUGGGUGCCCACUGCCAAUAUGAGGCCGAUCCUUGCCUCUCCCGGCCGUGUCUGCACGGGGGAGUCUGCAGCGCCACCCACCCUGGCUUCCACUGCGCCUGCCGGGAGGGCUUCACCGGCAGCCAGUGCCAGACCCUGGUGGACUGGUGCAGCCACAAGCCCUGUCAGAACGGGGGUCGCUGUGUUCAGAAUGGUGCCUAUUGCCUUUGUCCCCCUGGAUGGAGCGGACGACUCUGUGACAUCCGAAGCCUACCCUGCAGAGAGGCUGCAGCCCAGAUUGGGGUGCGGUUGGAGCAGCUGUGUCAGGCAGGUGGGCAGUGCGUGGACCAGGACAGCUCCCAUUACUGCAUGUGCCCAGAGGGACGCACCGGCAGCUACUGUGAGCAUGAAGUGGACCCCUGCUUGGCCCAGCCCUGCCAGCAUGGAGGCACCUGCCGUGGCUACGUGGGAGGCUACAUGUGUGAGUGUCCAGCUGGCUAUUCUGGUGACAACUGUGAGGACGAUGUAGAUGAAUGUGCCUCCCAGCCAUGUCAGCAUGGGGGCUCCUGCAUUGACCUUGUGGACCGAUAUCUCUGCUCCUGUCCCCCUGGGACACUGGGUGUGCUCUGUGAGAUUAAUGAGGAUGACUGUGGCCCUGGCCCACCCCUUGACUCAGGCCCUCGGUGCCUAAACAAUGGCACUUGUGUAGAUUUGGUGGGUGGCUUCCGCUGCAACUGCCCCCCAGGAUACACUGGCCUGCACUGUGAGGCAGACAUUAAUGAGUGUCGUCCAGGUGCCUGCCAUGCAGCCCACACCCGGGACUGCCUGCAAGACCCAGGUGGGCACUUCCGCUGCCUUUGCCAUGCUGGCUUCACAGGUCCCCGCUGUCAGACUGUCCUGUCUCCCUGUGAGUCUCAGCCAUGCCAGCAUGGAGGCCAGUGUCGUCCCAGCCCAGGCCCUGGGGGUGGGCUGACCUUCACCUGCCACUGUGUCCAGCCGUUCUGGGGUCCGCGUUGUGAACAAGUGGCACGCUCCUGCCGGGAGCUGCAGUGCCCCGUGGGUGUCCCAUGCCAGCAGACAGCCCGCGGGCCUCGCUGCGCCUGUCCCCCAGGGCUGUCGGGGCCCUCCUGCCGGGGCUCCCGAGGGUCUUCUCAGGGGGCUGCCAACGCCACCUGCGCAGCUCUGCCCUGUCUCCACGGGGGCUCCUGCCGUGCUGCGCCGCUUGCUCCCUUCUUCCGCUGCCUGUGUGUUCCGGGCUGGGAUGGCCCGCGCUGUGAGACCCCCGCCGCCGCGCCCGAGAUCUCGGAGGAGCCGCGUUGCCCGCGAGCCUCCUGCCAGGCCAAGCGCGGGGAUAAGCGCUGCGACCGCGAGUGCAACAGCCCGGGCUGCGGCUGGGAUGGUGGAGACUGCUCGUUGAGCGUCGGAGACCCCUGGCGACAGUGCGAGGCGCUGCAGUGCUGGCGUCUCUUUAACAACAGCCGCUGUGACCCUGCUUGCAGCUCACCUGCCUGCCUCUAUGACAACUUCGAUUGCCACACUGGAGGCCGGGAGCGAACCUGCAACCCAGUGUAUGAGAAGUACUGCGCUGACCACUUUGCGGAUGGCCGCUGUGACCAGGGCUGCAACACUGAGGAAUGUGGCUGGGACGGGCUGGACUGUGCCAGCGAGGUGCCAGCGCUGCUGGCCCGCGGCGUGCUGGUCCUCACGGUGCUGCUGCCUCCGGAAGAGCUGUUGCGCUCCAGCGCGGACUUCCUGCAGCGGCUGAGCGCCAUCUUGCGCACUUCUCUGCGCUUCCGCCUGGACGCGCGGGGCCAGGCCAUGGUCUUCCCUUACCACCGACCAAGUCCUGGUUCAGAAUUACGGACCAGGCGGGAGCUGGCUCCUGAAGUGAUCGGCUCUGUAGUGAUGCUGGAGAUUGACAAUCGGCUCUGCCUGCAGUCGCCUGAGAAUGACCACUGCUUCCCUGAUGCCCAGAGCGCAGCUGACUACCUGGGGGCCUUGUCAGCUGUGGAGCGUCUGGACUUCCCGUACCCACUGCGGGAUGUGCGAGGGGAGCCGAUGGAGCUUCCUGAGCCAAGUGUGCCGCUGCUGCCACUGCUGGCUGCGGGCGCUGUCUUCCUGCUGGUCAUUCUCGUCCUGGGCGUCAUGGUAGCCCGACGCAAGCGUGAGCACAGCACCCUCUGGUUCCCCGAGGGCUUUGCACUACACAAGGAUGUAGCAGCUGGCCACAAGGGGCGGCGUGAGCCUGUGGGACAAGAUGCACUGGGCAUGAAGAACAUGGCCAAGAGUGAGAGUCUGAUGGGGGAGGUGGCCACAGACUGGAUGGACACAGAGUGCCCAGAAGCCAAGCGACUGAAGGUAGAAGAGCCUGGUAUGGGGGCUGAGGAGCCUGUGGAUUGUCGCCAGUGGACCCAACACCACCUGGUUGCUGCUGACAUCCGUGUGGCACCAGCCAUGGCACUGACACCACCACAGGGAGAUGCAGAUGCCGAUGGCAUGGAUGUCAACGUGCGUGGCCCAGAUGGUUUCACCCCGCUCAUGCUGGCCUCCUUCUGCGGUGGGGCCCUGGAGCCAAUGCCAACUGAGGAAGAUGAGGCCGAUGACACAUCAGCCAGCAUCAUCUCAGACCUGAUCUGCCAGGGGGCCCAGCUUGGGGCUCGGACUGACCGUACAGGCGAGACUGCUCUGCACCUGGCUGCCCGCUAUGCCCGGGCAGACGCGGCCAAGCGGCUGUUGGAUGCUGGGGCAGACACUAAUGCGCAGGACCACUCGGGUCGCACCCCUUUGCACACAGCAGUCACUGCUGACGCCCAGGGUGUCUUUCAGAUUCUCAUCCGGAACCGCUCCACAGACUUGGAUGCCCGCAUGGCAGAUGGCUCCACCGCACUGAUCCUGGCGGCCCGCCUGGCCGUGGAGGGCAUGGUGGAAGAACUCAUCGCCAGCCACGCCGAUGUCAAUGCUGUGGAUGAGCUAGGGAAAUCAGCCUUACACUGGGCUGCAGCCGUGAACAAUGUGGAAGCCACCUUGGCUCUUCUAAAAAAUGGAGCCAACAAGGACAUGCAGGACAGUAAGGAGGAGACCCCGCUGUUCCUGGCUGCCCGGGAGGGCAGCUUCGAGGCUGCCAAGCUGCUGCUGGACCACUUUGCGAACCGGGAGAUCACAGACCACCUGGACAGGCUGCCACGGGAUGUGGCCCAGGAGCGACUGCACCAGGACAUCGUGCGGUUGCUGGACCAGCCCAGUGGGCCGCGCAGCCCCCCUGGUCCCCAUGGCUUAGGGCCCCUGCUCUGCCCACCUGGGGCCUUCCUCCCAGGCCUCAAGGCAGCACAAUCUGGAGCCAAGAAGAGCAGGAGGCCCCCUGGGAAGUCAGGGCUGGGGCCGCAAGGGGCCCGGGGCAGGGGCAAGAAGCUGACGCUGGCCUGCCCGGGUCCCCUGGCCGAGAGUUCCGUCACUCUGUCGCCGGUGGACUCGUUGGACUCCCCACGGCCCUUUGGUGGGCCUCCUGCUUCCCCUGGAGGCUUCCCCCUUGAGGGUCCCUAUGCAACCGCCACAGCCACCGCAGUGUCCUUGGCGCAGCUCGGUGGCACAGGCCGGGCAGGUCCCCUAGGGCGCCAACCUCCUGGAGGCUGCGUGCUCAGCUUGGGUCUGCUGAACCCUGUGGCUGUCCCCCUCGACUGGGCCCGGCUGCCUCCACCUGCCCCCCCUGGGCCCUCAUUCCUGCUGCCCCUUGCACCGGGACCCCAAAUGCUCAACCCUGGGACCCCCGUCUCUCCCCAGGAGCGACCCCCGCCCUACCUGGCAGCCCCAGGACAUGGUGAGGAAUACCCAGCAGCAGGGGCCCACAGCAGCCCCCCAAAGGCUCGCUUUCUGCGUGUCCCCAGUGAACACCCCUACCUAACCCCAUCCCCAGAGUCCCCUGAGCAUUGGGCCAGCCCUUCUCCCCCCUCCCUCUCGGACUGGUCCGAUUCCACACCCAGCCCUGCCACUGCCACGGGGACCACUGCCACAGCUGCUGGGACACUGCCUGCCCAGCCACACCCCUUGUCUGUCCCCAGCUCCCUUGCUCAGGCUCAGACCCAGCUGGGGCCCCAGCCAGAAGUCACCCCUAAGAGGCAGGUGUUGGCCUGAAACACGCCCAGUUCCUGGAUCUUGGGGAGUUGGGGGGCAUCCCCUCCUGACUCCUCCCUACUUUAGUUUUAUUCAUUCUCUCCUUUCUGUCUACCAGCCUCCUGCGGUCCUGCCUUGCCCUGGUCAUCAGCCCAGGGCCUCAGUUUUCCUUUAUUUAUAAUGGGUGGGGACUGACCUCCUACCCGCUCAGUCUUGUAACAAGUCUGGGACCUCCUCUUACCCCCUCUCUGCCCCCCAGUUUUCUCUUCCCUCCUCAUUUUCUCACACUCUGACAUGAGUGAAUUAUAAUUUUUUCCUUUUUUUUUUUUUUUUUUACAUUUUGUAUAGAAACAAAUUCAUUUAAACAAACUUAUUAUUAUUAUUAUUUUUUACAAAGUAUAUAUAUGGAGACACUCCCUCCCCCCUGCGAAUCCCCCAGUGCCCCUGUGGGGCUGAGUCUGUGGGCCCAUUCGGCCAAGCUGGAUUCUGUGUACCGAGUACACAGGCAUGACUGGGAUCCCGUGUACUGAGUACACGACCCUGGUAUGUACCAAGUAGGCACCCUUGGGCGCACCCUCUGGGGCCAGGGGUCAGGGGAGACUUGGGAGCCUCCUCCCCACCCCUCUUCCCUCACUUCACUGCAUUCCAGAUGAGACUUGUCCUGUAGCCUUGCUGGGGAAGGGCCCUUCUGGCCUGAGCCCCCCUCCAGGCUCCCACCCUCCCAGAGUUUGGGCCAUAUCCCUUUGGGAACGGGGGGCAGCUGGUGGAAAAUGGGGGCCAGGGGAGAUGUGUGCAUUCUAUCCUGUCUUCCCAUAAAUAUGGAACUGCAGGCAGGAGAGAGGAGCUGCCUGGGUGGCACCUUCUGGUACUCCCCUGGCCCGGGCUCAUGGCAGAAUAGAAGUAUUUUUAGGCUAUUUUUGUAAUAUGGCUUUUGUAGCUGAAUUCAAGCCCUGCAUUGUACAGCCCCAUUUCCCUCACCGCCUAAUAAAGGAAUAGUUAACACUCA
Molecule: messenger RNA, 8042 nt
Organism: Marmota monax (woodchuck)
Lineage: Eukaryota; Metazoa; Chordata; Mammalia; Rodentia; Sciuridae
Gene: Notch3
Product: notch receptor 3
Exons: 32
Coding region: 284-7057 (2257 amino acids)
Biological process (GO): regulation of developmental process; Notch signaling pathway; regulation of DNA-templated transcription
Cellular component (GO): membrane
Molecular function (GO): Notch binding; calcium ion binding; signaling receptor activity
Source: RefSeq, a predicted model, not a curated record